AUGACCCUCAUCCUGCAUUGUGAUGAGGUGACAAUACUGGAGGAUAAGAUCAAUGCCCUCAUUAAAGCAGCGGGUGUAAAUGUCAAACAUUUAUGGCCAGGCCCUUUGCAAAGACCCUGGCCACAGUCUGUCUAUAUGGGGAGCCUCAUGAGCAAUGUAGGAGCUGGUGGACCCGUCCCAGCAACUGGUGCUUUACCAGCAGCAAGUCCUGCUCCUUCCACCACUGCUGCCCCAGCUGAGAAGAAAAUGGAAGCAAAGAAAGUAGAAUCAGAGGAGUCUGAUGAUGACAUGGGCUUUGAUCUUUUUGACUAA
This is a messenger RNA of Neogale vison (American mink), 312 nucleotides long. Its product is annotated as 60S acidic ribosomal protein P1-like. The transcript has a single exon. Bases 1 to 312 code for a protein of 103 amino acids. The record is from RefSeq and is a predicted model, not a curated record. Gene Ontology annotation, biological process: cytoplasmic translation. Lineage: Eukaryota; Metazoa; Chordata; Mammalia; Carnivora; Mustelidae. Gene Ontology annotation, molecular function: ribonucleoprotein complex binding; protein kinase activator activity; structural constituent of ribosome. Gene Ontology annotation, cellular component: cytosolic large ribosomal subunit.